CUGCAGGAGCUAAAAUAAGCCUGGUUGUUUUUCAGUGUCCUGAUAUGAAAGUGCGUAACAACUAGCCUUCCUAUUGACUGUGUCAACUUGACUGCGUUAUGAAUGGAGGCGAAGUCGUGGUGGUUACAGGCUUCGGACCUUUUCGACAGUUCUUAGUGAACCCCAGUUGGAAAGCAGCCCAGGGCUUGAAGUUGGUCGGAUUUGGAGAGCGGACUGAUAUUUACAUCAGGGAGGUGCCAGUGAGUUAUGUUAAAACUCAGCAAGUCAUUGCUGAGAUUUGGCAAACUCUUCACCCGAAGUUUGCUGUACAUCUGGGCGUAGCCAGAGGUUCCAGUGUCGUCUUUUUGGAGCAAACAGGAAAGAACAGUGGAUACAGAGACAAAGAUGUGUGUGGCUUCUGUCCUGAAAGUCAGUGCUGUGUGGAAGGAGGACCAGAGAAACUGGACUCAGUCGUUAACAUGAGGGCUGUCGCGAAAGAGUUCAAACAAGCAGGGACGGGUGUCAUUUAUUCAAGAGAUGCUGGCAGGUACCUGUGUGAUUUUGCGUAUUACUUCUCGCUGUAUCACGGUCAGAGGAGAGCAGCCCUCAUCCAUGUACCGUCAUCUGGCAGCCUGACAUCAGCUGACAGACUGGUACCUCUGCUGCAGAGCCUCAUUCAAACCAUGCUGGACCAGCUGGAGGACCCUUCCGAAACCGCUUGAGGAGAUGAUGAAAGAGGACUUCUCCAAGCCAGCUGUCACAGCGAGGUAGAUCUUCUAAUGAAGACAUUUCACAAGACACAAAGAGAUCACUGGUGACGCCGUGGAUUAGAAAGUGUGGCCUCGGAGGGAAUUAAAUAGAGAAAACAGUAGAAGUUCUCAUUCAUUUAUUAUUCAAAAUUUCAGGAAAAAGAAAAUACAAGAAAUGUUCAGAUACACAUUUGGAGAUGGCAUGUCAAAAAUACACCAUCUCAGUUAUAGGUGUGAAAAAACUUUGAGGCCUCAGAUACAGAGCUUGAAAGAAAAAAAAAAACAGUCUAGUGAAGGUUUUUGAUUAUUUCUUUCCACCAAUCAGGUAAUGAACAGAGAUUUUGUGAAAGUAUUCUUAUAAAACAACAGCAGUAAACCAAGGCCCCCUCAGAAGGUAAUAGGAAUGCAAAUCAUAAAAACAGAGGCAUGAUAAUGAUAAACCUCAAACUUAUUAUUGCAGUUUGAAUGCACUGACGCAUCCUCCAUAAACCUGAGGUUUGCAUGAAGAACAUUCAGAAGAAAGAAAAUGAUAAAGAUGACUAAGUUGAAUGUUUUUUUUUUUUUAGUUAGUUACUGUAUGUUUACGCUGAAAUCUGGUUAUGGAAAAAAGCAACUAGUGUGAAGCUGUAAACGUCGGCCUAUGAUCUUUUCUAAUCAUGUCGUUUACUCUUUACCAUGACUACCCGUAAUCUACGCAAUAUCCCUGUCCUAUACAUGUCCACGUGUUUAUUUAAAUGUUGUAGUUGUGACAGGUUCGUGAUCUAAUGGUAACUAGUAAUUCACCUCACGACAGGUCAAUGUAAUGUCUACUCCCAAAACUGAAAAGUUUGUAUCUUAUUAUUACAUGCAUCCAAACAGAAAAAAACAAAACAUAAAUGCACAGAUAUGUAAAGUAACUACACAAGCUGUUUGCUUGUCAGUGGUGAUUUCUGUACCGAUGUGACAUUCAGCAGCAAUCAGACUGUUUUUCAACCAAAAAACAAUCGUUCACUCUUUGAUUCGCUUAUAUUCUGCACAGAGAAAAUGUUUAAGAUGAAAAUUGAGCACCCGGAUUUCACAUUAGAAGUUACCCAGUGGCCUAUUCAUAAUCCCAUUUAUUUCUUAUUGCUUUUGGGUAUUAAUUUCAAAAUGAAUUUUCAAAUAGUUGUACGCAUCCAGCUCAGAAGCCCUUGCACUGAGACAGCACUCUCCAAGUAGCCGCUGUGAGUAGAAGAACGGAAGUUUUUCUGAGAAGAUCCACUGAGGUGACGGUUUUAACCAGCAGCAUUAGUGUAUGUAGCAGUACAAAUAGGCCAGAAAAAGUCGUGCUGAGUUUACUUCCAAAUGAUCGAAAAGACAGAAAAAGGUGAAAAUUAGCUAUCACUAGGGCUAGAACGUCAUGGCAUUCAGCAGGUAGAUUUGGACAGAGGAAGUGAUGGCGUUCACGUAAACACUCAGUUUACGGGGUAAAAAAAAAAAAAAAAA
Molecule: messenger RNA, 2192 nt
Organism: Perca fluviatilis (European perch)
Lineage: Eukaryota; Metazoa; Chordata; Actinopteri; Perciformes; Percidae
Gene: pgpep1l
Product: pyroglutamyl-peptidase I like
Exons: 5
Coding region: 99-701 (200 amino acids)
Biological process (GO): proteolysis
Cellular component (GO): cytosol
Molecular function (GO): pyroglutamyl-peptidase activity
Source: RefSeq, a predicted model, not a curated record